CCAAAGGUGUUCAACUUCACUACCGCCUCGUGUCACCGCCCGGCUCGCCUCAACACAGUCUCACACACCUCACUCCUAUCAGAAGGGACCAAUAACACAGCCUCCACCCCACAUCGUGGUCCCGUCGCAGGCAGGUGGUGAGCAGUGGGAGUGUGUGAGUCCUGUAUAGGUAGGUGUGUGUCGCAGCUCUGCUCUUUUGCUGCAGACUCCGAUAACCCCCUCGGAGGAGAGACCGCUUCUCACAGACCUGCCCUGAGUUGGAGCACUCGCUCUGGAAGAGAUGUUUACUCGCCCAUGGAUGAAACAGUCCUCCUCACUCUAGCUCGUCUUCGCUGCGCUGUGCGAGAGACUGUCAAGGACUGAAGAUAAAUCACAUCACCACACACACACACACACACUCAAAAACUUGCAGAACACACACCAGCAGCGAUGAGCUCCUCGCUUCCGAAGAGCGAGUCCACCACGUCCCUCCUGCGGUCCAGCGCUCCGAGCCGGAGGUCGGCGCAUCACUCGGAGCAUGUCUCGAGCAGCCGGCACUCCCAGUACCGACACACCGGCGCGGGAGGCGGCGGUGGAGGAGGAGACGGUACCGAGGACUCGUGCUGGAACGACGACUGCGAUGCGAGUGCACGGAGACCCCUCUGCCAGCCGCGGCACGCGGGGGGCUCGCGGAGUGCAGGUGCUAGACGCGGCGGCAAACCUUCGUCGCACGGGAGACACAUUGACUUCGAGGAGGAUUACGGUUACGAGGAGGAGAGGUACCACGAGAGGAGCGAGCGGCACCGGAAAGACCACACCGGAAAGUCCCAUCGGCACUCUCACCAUCACCAUCAGCAUCACCACAACCACCACUCGUCACCCGACCACCAGCAGGGACACUCCCGGUCGCACCGAAAAGCCUCUCCGACCCCCUCGCUCACAAAGCCCACGGACGAGGCUGAGCUAUUCUUCGAGUCCAAGGAGCGCACGCAAGCCGGGUCUUCCCUCAGCCUCGCUUCAGACCCGCCGCCGCCGCCGCCGCCUCCCCCCGUAGUCGCACCUGCUCCCCCGCCGCCGGUAGUAUCGGGCAAGCGCUCCGGAAGAAAGGCAUCCGCCGUGUACUCCGAGUACGACGCCAUUCUCCAUCCCAUCGUCAAGUCUGUCUUCGGACAGGACCGGGAGCUAAGACCGGAGGAGAUGGAUGAGCUGCGUGAGGCGUUUAAAGAGUUUGACAAGGACAAGGACGGCUUCAUCGGCUGCAAGGACCUGGGCAACUGCAUGAGGACCAUGGGCUACAUGCCCACAGAGAUGGAGCUCAUCGAGCUGAGCCAGCAGAUCAACAUGAACCUGGGCGGCCAUGUGGACUUUGAGGACUUUGUGGAGCUGAUGGGACCAAAGCUGCUGGCAGAGACGGCAGACAUGAUCGGCAUCAAAGAACUGAGGGACGCCUUCAAAGAGUUUGACACAAACGGUGACGGCCAGAUCAGCACAGCGGAGCUGAGAGAGGCCAUGAAGAAACUACUGGGCCAACAGGUUGGCCACAGGGAUCUAGAAGACAUCCUGCGCGACAUUGACCUCAAUGGAGACGGACAUGUUGACUUCGAAGAGUUUGUGCGAAUGAUGUCUCGUUAAGGGAUAGACCAAGAAAAUGCUAUCCCCACCCCCCCUCACCCCCACCCCACGAAACCAGGACCUCUGUCCUAAGAUGCAAGGAAAAGGGAGGCGUAUUAAGAGGGAGAAGCCGUGAGCCUUCUGAACCAAACGACUGUUGAUCCCGCCAGUCUAAACUGAGGAGGUGGGAGUCAUCAUCUCCUAAUAUGACAGCAUCCUUUCCCUCCCGACGCAACUACCACCUGCUCAAAGAGGCUCUGCGAGCAGCACAGUGACAGGGAACACAGUGGCUGUCUCACAACCUCAGAGCACGCCGCUCGACUUCCACCACACAAGGGAUGCUUGUGUCAUGAAUCCCCACGCCACCACCCAAACUCCCCAACGCAACGUCUACCGACUGCUCGUCGGCUCCUGACUCAGCCACAGGAUGGAACACUCUCACUGCCAUUUCCUGACUCUUUUGCAACAAAGAUUUACCGAUAUUUUUGGCGAAUUGUUGGCCAAUUAUCAUUCCUUCUUAAUAUAUUCCAUUUGGAUAUAUUACAAAAAGAUAUAAUUAGCAGAAAUGCAAUAGUGAGGUAAUAUCUAUUUAUGUACUGGCGAAAAUGUUUAUUUGUGUAUGUGUGUGUGAGAGAGAUGUAUUGAGAGGAAGGGGGAGAAGGAGGGGGAGGAUAAAAAGGGAAAUUGGACCGAGGGGGUGUGCUGUUUUUUUCUGUCCCUCUGGAGAGCUGUCCAAUAUUACAUGCUGUAAUGGUAACUGGACACUGAUAAGGUCUCAUAUCAGAACUUGUGAUAUUAAAUAUCAUCUGAAAUGCUGGAGAAUCUUCUCUAUAAACGCUAAGAACAUUUGCACUACUGCACUUCUCUAUAACUAAUUUAUUUUGUGUUUUCAUUUGAGCGCACACAUGCGUCCACUGGCAUGAAACCUAUAUGAACAUAUCCACGUCUGUGAGGUCCGCUGUGUUCUCUGUGGAGUGUGCGGACCUCGUCUGCUCGUCGUCCUCCUUAUUCUGACCAUCUCCUGCAUGAGUAUCCGUGUUAUCUUUAACGAUGUAGCUAACGUAGAGAGCCAUGGCGGGACUCGACUCAUCUCGUCAUCUGUCAUAUUUCAUGUCCUGGGUGCUGUGUUAUUCACUGACUGACUCUAUGCCUGCUGAAGAAGUGCUGUACAGUAAUUGGGAGCUGUGUGCCGUGCGCAACCAGGAAAUCAUGCAAAAAUACAUGUUUGAUUCCAAAGGGGAGUAAGAACUACUACUGUGAUGAAAUAUCAAGUGUCAUUCUGUUCCAUGACCAUGUUAUACUGUGUGUGUGUGUGUGUGUGUGUGUGUGUGUGUGUGUGUGUGUGUGUGUGUGUAUGUUUGUAUGUGUAUGUGAUAUGUAAACUGAAUAAAGACAAACUUUCUGUAAAUGUAUGUGUGUGCAUGUGUGUGUGUGUGUGCGUGCGUACGUACGUGCGUGCGUGCGUGUGUGUGUGUGUGUGUGUGUGUGUGUGUGUGUGUGUGUGCGUGUGUGUGUGUGUGUGUAGAAGUUGGUCUUCUUGUGUGUGCUUGCUUUUAUGGGUGUUGAAUAUGUGAUUGCCUAUUUUCAAUCUUUUGUCUGAAUUAAAGUUAAUAUGUUUAGAUUCUAUGCAUGCCAAAAACAGCUAUCUUUGUAGCAAUAUAAUAGAUUUGAUUAAAGAGUCCGUU
Messenger RNA from Sardina pilchardus (European sardine), 3275 nucleotides. RefSeq names its product calcium binding protein 1b (gene cabp1b). Lineage: Eukaryota; Metazoa; Chordata; Actinopteri; Clupeiformes; Clupeidae. Gene Ontology annotation, molecular function: calcium ion binding; calcium channel regulator activity. The coding region runs from base 430 to 1611 and encodes 393 amino acids. Gene Ontology annotation, cellular component: cytoplasm. The record is from RefSeq and is a predicted model, not a curated record. Gene Ontology annotation, biological process: regulation of voltage-gated calcium channel activity. The transcript is spliced from 7 exons.